This is a messenger RNA of Vairimorpha ceranae, 144 nucleotides long. RefSeq lists its product as hypothetical. The record is from RefSeq and is a predicted model, not a curated record. Bases 1 to 144 code for a protein of 47 amino acids. NCBI's taxonomy places the organism in Eukaryota, Fungi, Microsporidia, Nosematidae. The transcript has a single exon.
AUGACUGUGAAUCAUUUGAAAAAGUUUGUAAAUACUGCAAACAACUUACUUAUACAUACAAACACUAUUAAGAAAAAUUGGACAGGUUUGAGAGGGAAUGUACCUUACAGGUGUAAAGCUUCGUCUUAUAUUCGAUUAUAUUAA